AUGCCACGAAGCGCUUCGGAUGAGCUCACCUCGCUGCUACGGAGCGAGCGCUGGCACGGUGAAACCCCGGAUGAAGACGAGGAACAACUCGUAGAAUUCGACGAGGAAGACAGCGAGGACCCCAAACAAUGGCCGCUACAAACGCGGUAUUUCCAAGUGCUACAAGUCACCCUAAUUGGUCUACUAUGUCCUCUCGCCAGUUCCAUCCUCGCGCCUGCGUCUGAUAUCGUAGCCGAAGAGUUCGGCGUGGAAAAGUCGUCGGUGAUUGGCGCCCAGUCCGGUUUUGUGCACAUGCUGGGGUUCGGACCAUUGUUCCUCGCGCCUUGCUCAGAGACGUUCGGACGCCGCCCCGUCUUCAUGACCAACCUGAUCAUCUUCACGAUCCUACAAAUCCCCACCGCCCUCGCACCAAACCUCCCAGCGCUCAUCGCCCUCCGAACCCUCUCCGGCCUCUUCGGUUCCGUCGGUAUCGCCAAUGGCGGCGGUACCAUAUCUGACAUGUUCCCCGCCAACGAGCGCGCGACCGUGCUCGGCUUCUACCUCCUGGGUCCUCUCUUGGGUCCGAGUCUCGGCCCCUUCAUAGGCGGCCUCGUCGUCUCCCGCCUCGACUGGCGCUGGGUCAUCUGGACCGUCUUCAUCAUGUCCACGCUCCUCACCCUAACCUGCUACUUCUUCCUGCACGAGAGCUACGCGCCCAUGGUCCUCCAGCGCCGCAAGCAGACCCUCCAAGACAAGAACCCCGACACGCCGUACCGCGUCUCCGGCGCUUCCGACCAACCCACCUUCCGCAAAAUCAAAGCCAACUGCUCCCGCGCCCUACGCAUCCUCUUCACGCAGCCCAUCGUCCUCAUCAUGUCCAUCUACCAAGCCAUCAUCUUCGCCUCCAUGUACACACUGUACUCGACCUUCACCAACAUCUGGCCCUCCCCACCCUACCACUUCACCAAAAACCAAUUGGCACUCACCUACCUCGCCCCCGCGACGGGCUUCACGCUCGCCGCCGCCAUCAUCGUCCCCUCGAUUGACCGCCUGUACAAGCACCUCUCCCGCACCAAAUCCCGCGACAACAACAGAGGUGGGGGCCUGCCCGAAUACCGCCUCCCGCUCGCGUCCAUCGGCGCCCUCCUGCUUCCCAUCUCCCUCUUCUGGUUCGGCUGGGCCGUCGAAGCCCAGACUCCCUGGCCGCUGCCCCUAGCGUCCACAUUCCUGUUUGGCGCCGCGCAGGUUUGCAUCUUCAACACAACGCAGAACUACUAUAUCGAUGCGUUUGAGAAAUAUGCGGCGUCGGCGCUCGCGGCCGGCGCGUUUCUGAGAUCGAUGUUUGGCGCGCAGAUUCCGUUGUACGUGGGUGCCUUAUUUGAGAGGUUGGGGUAUGGCUGGGGGUUCAGUGUGUUUGGAUUUGUGAGCGUGGCGUUGAUGCCGGCGCCGGCACUCUUUUACUUUUAUGGCGGCUGGGUGAGGGAGAGGUUUGCUGUGGAUUUGUCUUGA
This is a messenger RNA of Cyphellophora europaea CBS 101466, 1488 nucleotides long. RefSeq lists its product as uncharacterized. The record is from RefSeq and is a predicted model, not a curated record. Gene Ontology annotation, molecular function: transmembrane transporter activity. Lineage: Eukaryota; Fungi; Ascomycota; Eurotiomycetes; Chaetothyriales; Cyphellophoraceae. The coding region runs from base 1 to 1488 and encodes 495 amino acids. Gene Ontology annotation, biological process: transmembrane transport. The transcript is spliced from 4 exons.